Talaromyces atroroseus is the source of this 2181-nucleotide messenger RNA. RefSeq lists its product as hypothetical. Gene Ontology annotation, cellular component: microtubule cytoskeleton; septin ring; cell division site. The record is from RefSeq and is a predicted model, not a curated record. Gene Ontology annotation, biological process: cytoskeleton-dependent cytokinesis. Lineage: Eukaryota; Fungi; Ascomycota; Eurotiomycetes; Eurotiales; Trichocomaceae. The transcript is spliced from 3 exons. Gene Ontology annotation, molecular function: GTP binding; GTPase activity; molecular adaptor activity. The coding region runs from base 1 to 2181 and encodes 726 amino acids.
AUGCGCCCUGUCGUCCCCGAUCUCCUGGCUUCACCUCCUCGCAAACCUUCCCCCGCCGACCAGUCCGUUCCAUUAUGCUCCGAGACCGAUACUCCCACCUCCUUCUUCCUGGCCAGAGAAAUGCAUGACGACGGCCUUUCAUCUUCCAGAGACAACGCUUACGGCGUACAGAGUUUAGAAGACACCCUUAAUUCUGCAGACUUCUCGCUUGGUGUCAAAGAGGACGCAUAUCGUCGGGAUUCGAAUGUGAAUGAGUGUUACGAUGCAAAUUCUCGGCGUAGAACUACUCUCAAACCCUCGGACUUCCUACAACACAUUGAUCGAUCAGACACACCGCUAUCCAAGACCCUCUCCCGAGUUUCGCCUGGGCCGUCGCGCCCGCUGACUCCAUUCGGCCUAGCUGACGAACCAUCUAGCUUGCCCAGCAGUCCCAAAUCAACGUCAACACGUUCAUUCAAACCUGUGGAUGACUUAUCAAUAACAGAUGAAAUCAGCAGUCAGGCUUUAGCAUCGAGCGGCGAGGAUGAAGACACUCCUGAAAUGGGCGACCAUUCUCAUAACCAUCAUGGAUUAGAUGACAGCUCUUCGCAACUGAUCAUGCCCAGUAUCCGCAUGCCAAGCCGACGUCCGUUUACCGAUAGAGGCAAGAACUUUGGCCGUUUCAAAAUUCUUGUUGCUGGAUCAAAAGGUUGCGGCAAAUCUUCGUUAAUCAAGUCGAUUUUCCAGGCAUGCGAUGAUAUCGUUCAUGUUGAUCCUGUAGAAGGCUCGACAUCACCAGAAAAUGGACACCCCGGCCCGAAAUCAAGUCUCAAAAGGUCUAAUAGCGCUACACUUACAGAGAUCUAUGCAAGCACCAAACCCUAUCCGCCGUGGUGGUCUGACCUCGAAGAUUCACGCGUGCUUCGACGACGCAAAAACAAUGGAGAGGCUGUUUUAGAGCGGAAUCUAUGCUUCGUCGAUACCUCGGCGUCCGGCGGUAGCACUAGUCGAAGAAGUCAGACCACAGACAUCAUCAUCCAGUACAUGAGACAGCAGUUAUCCCGUGCUAUUUCUUCAGUCAGCAAUCCUAACUCUGACCUUCGAAAUAUGCUGGGUGGGAAUGGGGGCUCUCAAGUCGACGUGAUCCUUUAUCUCAUUUCUGAAGAAACCCUCUCUAUGGACAUCGAAUGCAUUUGUAAACUGUGCGAAUUCAGCAACGUGGUCCCUCUUAUUUCGAAGGCCGAUUUAAUUUCCGCUACUCAGAUCAUGUCUUUGAAAAAGUUGUUCUAUAAACAAAUUGAGCAGCGUGAUGUCCGGCUAUUUUCCUUCGGAGAUUCCGAAAAUGUACCGGUAGAUGAACGAUCACAAUCGCUUUUCGCAGUCUCGUCAGCGCAAUCGAGUGAUGAUGAUAACAUGGAUGCAAGUGUAUUGAUGAGUCCGGACUAUGUCCAGCCUCUAGUUGCGUCUGAACUCCAUGAAUUGAUUGGAAAGAUAUUUGAUAGUGAUAAUAUGUCCUGGCUUCGUCAUACUGCAGCCAAGAAGCUGACUCAAAACGCAACUGUCUUGGCUCCUCAGCGGUCGAAUACGGCUGGCCCGACUGCUUUACGCCGACGCUCUGUGAGCCCUGGUGGCUUGAUGUCGCCUUCCAAUCCAGUUUCAAAUGCAAUAAUGGCCCCUGUUGCGCUCGGUGGAGCUUCCAACUACGCUUUGGCACGAGUAGCAGAUUACACCCAGCAAGAGGAGAAGCUGGCUCAAGUACGACUGGCAAAAUGGGCGGUGGAUUUGCAACAAAGCUUGCAAAAUGAACGCGAGCGAUAUGCCGCACUUGCGCGUGGUGAAAGGGCAGCUUGGCUUACCGAACGUCUCGGAGAGUGUGUGCUAGAUGGUACGCUGGUACCGAUCCAUCAGACGCCCGGUUUCUCCGGGUGGGGCGUUGAGACCGACAAGAAUUCCGGUGGUAUCAUCAUACGAACAACAAAUGGGCAGACCGGAACAUAUCGACUCACCAAGCUUAGUCCUCAGGAUCCCCUUGGGCUUGUUCGAUGGAACGAAGAUCUACGCCGCCGGGGCUGGAUUAUUGUACAGGUAGUUGGCAGUUUCGGAGUUGUAGGUGGUUUGGCACUUUGGCUGGCCAAACUCUGGGGUUUACCGUCCCAAAGCUUGUCUGAAUGGCACUUUGACUGGGUUCAUUCACAAGAUUAG